AAAACACCUAACCGCUGAACAAAAAAAGGAGAUUUGUGAAAAGAAACUAAAGUUUCCGUCUAUCCUCAAUAAUGAACUAGCCGCUGAGUAUGGUGUUAAAAGGACGUGUAUUUCUGACGUUCUUAAGCAGUCUUCUAAGUGGCUAAACGUUGACACAACAAAUAAAGCUGAGGCAAAUCGUAUACGUGACCGUCAGCCAAAGUGGCCCAAAUUAGAUGAAGCUAUGCGUAUCUGGACCGAAAGUGCGCUUGUAGCAAAUAUGGAUCUAACUCAAACUGCCCUUAUUACUAAAGCUAAGGUUUUCGCUACAGCUUUAAACAUUCCUGACUUUAAAGGUACCGGCUGGGUCAAUAAAUUUCAGGAGCGAUUAGGUCUUCAUCAGUAUACUAGAAAUGGUGAGGCUGCUAGUUCCCCACCUGCAGAAACAUUAAAUCAACACAGAGAACGUUUUCAGAAAAUCUCAUUUGACAAAAUGCAAAUAGAAGGUUCUGAAAUUAAAGAUUUUAGCAUUCUUGAUGCUAUUAAUGCUACUUCUGAAGCAUGGAACAAUGUUAUUCAGGAAACGAUUAUGAGCUGCUGGCUGAAAACGGGUAUUCUUCCACGAUACCAAGUAGCUGAAAGGGAUCGGGCAUGCCAGCAGGUGGAACAAAAGUUGAAAAGUGAGUCUGAUGAACUUGGUGCUUUGAUAAUUGAUUUGUCAAUAAAUGGUGAAAUCGAUGACCCUAUGGAUGCAAAUGAAUUUAUGAACAUCGAUGCUGAUGUCACUUUUGAGAUGCCGUCUGACGGUGAUAUAAUCUGUGCUAUUAAUAAGGACGAUGACCGCCUCCCUCAAGAAGAAACAUUACCAGUGCCUAGAGUUACAGACAAUGAGGCUUUGAAAGCCCUUGAUUUGGUUGAAACGUAUCUUUUGCAACAACCCGAGGAUUUUGUUGUAACUGAUAGAGAUAAAAGUACUGUCCAUUGGUUGAGAAAGGAAGUUUCAAGAUACGUCUCUCUUCAAAAGAAGCAGGCUAACAUUACAGAGUUCUUUUUUUAA
Messenger RNA from Ambispora leptoticha, 1036 nucleotides. The record is from the annotation of a GenBank genome assembly. NCBI's taxonomy places the organism in Eukaryota, Fungi, Glomeromycota, Glomeromycetes, Archaeosporales, Ambisporaceae.